AUGGCUAGUGAGGAGAGUUUCGUAGUAUUGGUUCACCACAGAGGAUCCAUUAAGAGGAACACUCGUUCCGGUGUGAAGUUCACUGAUAAGGAUCCACUCUGUAUUAUCGUCAGGCCUACGACGAGGUAUGAGGACCUUGUUAGCUCCGUACUGCUGAAAUUUGGUCUAGAAGGUGUGAAAUGGGUUAAGAAGUUUUUUUAUCGAAUUCCAAUCACGGUGCUCCAGGAAACCGUAAAGUACGAUUGUUUCACAAUCGGGAGUGAUGAUGACUUGCAGGUCAUGUUUCAUUGUCGCCGACAGUUUUCAGAGCUCGGGGGUUCGAACCGGAAUACCACCACUUUAGCCACGGUAGCCGGUUCUAGCUCCAAACCAGCCGUUGCAUCUUCCUCCGUCCCUGCGUACGAGCCACCUGUCCAACCUGUCGCCUCCCCUUCGUUCGCUGUUGAUCUCAACGGUAGUGUAGGCGAUGAGGUCGGAGAAGGGGAAUAUCUGCGAACCUCUUUACAGUGUACUGUACCGGCUGGGGUUGGAGAUGGAUUCUUGGAUGAUCCAGAGGACGAUGAUGUCGAGGCGGAUAUGAUUGCUGAUGACAGUGGCGAUGAUGUUGGAGCAAGUGAGCCUGCUGGGGCGGGCGGUGGUUCUAGCUCUGGCACGCAGCAGUCCCUCCACAUUUUUUCUCUUUGGACUUGGAGGCCAUGA
Arachis duranensis is the source of this 699-nucleotide messenger RNA. RefSeq lists its product as uncharacterized. The record is from RefSeq and is a predicted model, not a curated record. The transcript is spliced from 2 exons. NCBI's taxonomy places the organism in Eukaryota, Viridiplantae, Streptophyta, Magnoliopsida, Fabales, Fabaceae. The coding region runs from base 1 to 699 and encodes 232 amino acids.